AGAGAGAGAGAGAGACGUGUGAUUUCUCUUUGUACUGAAUGAAGAGUUGAGGCCGGCUCUGCUUCUGCUGCCUUCUCUUUUUUAUAUAAGCAGAGUUUGCAUGCUGUAAAUAGCCCAUUAAGCCGGUUACACUUUACGUUUCCCCGUAGCCGUCGGUCCCCUUUGCGUUGCGGAAGCGAACAGUGGCUGCAAAUGUCCCUUUGAGCGAUUUUUGGCAACAAAAGCAUCAGGUCCGGCGACGUUCCUUCUUCUUCGGGGGGAUUUUUCAAGUCAAAAAUUUAUCAGCCGGGAUUUUUUUUUUUCGUUGCGGAAAAGCGAAGAGCCGCUCGUCCACACACCGUUUUCUGCCUCUUUUCUGCCGCCCCGUUCACUCUUCUGCACCUCCGGGGGGAUUUUUCUUUUCUUUCCCAAACCGAGCGACAAUGGCAGCUGUAACAAGCCCGGAGACGAGCCCUCAACCCCGGGUAUAUUUCCAGACGCCGGCCGGCACUACGGAGGAACCGGAGACACCGGUUCGGAAGCAGGGGCGCGUUACCGUCAAAUACGACCGUAAGGAGCUGAGGAAGAGACUGAACCUGGAGGAGUGGAUUAUCGACCAGCUAACGGACCUCUACGACUGUGAGGAAGAGGCCAUCCCCGAGCUGGAGAUAGACGUGGAUGAACUGCUCGACAUGCCCAGCGAUGUUGAACGGGCAGCCAGGGUCAAGGACUUACUGGUUGACUGUUUUAAACCUACUGAGGACUUCAUCUCAGAGCUGCUGGACAAGAUCCGAGGGAUGCAGAAGCUCUCCACGCCUCAGAAGAAAUGAUGGCAUCCCUCCUCCUCCUCCCUCUCCUCCCCUCCUACAUAUUCCCUUCCACCUCAGCCCUCACCUCUCCGUCUUCCUGCCACAGCUCACGCUUUUCUUUUAAUGUCUGUUUUCUUCCAUUGACGAUCAUGAAAUGUUAUAACUGAACCUUGUUUCUGCUUCUAGUUAGACCCUCUGUGCUCUUCUCUGCUUGCCUGGAUCCAGCCCCAUACGUCGCUUUUCUUUGUUGUUUGUUGGACUUUGUUCAUAAAAACCAUCAGCCAAGAAGAAAAAAAAAAAAAAAUUAAAGAAUGAAUCAAUUUAAAAGCGACUCAUUGGUCUUAAUCCAGGCGUUCUCCUUCCUUUUCCUACCCCUACCCCUCUCUCCACCAUGGUUUUUUUUUUCUUUUCUUUUUUUGGCUCUGCUACCCUUUCCCAUCCAGCUCAACUUCCUCCCACCCUCCACUACACCAUCUCCCAUCUGUCUGAGGAGGAAGAGGAGAUGAGUCCCAUAAUUACUGCGAGCAGAGUGACCAAGCGCGGGAAGAAGAACAGGAGAGAGCGAGAGCCAGCAGCAGCCGAAAAAAGAGGAGGAGGAGGGGGGCUGGAGGGAGGAAGCAACCAGUCAACUCGCUCAUGUCUCCACCUAUCUUUAUGUUGCUACUUUUGAGGGUUUGAAAGUUGACCCAGCCGCCCAUUAUAAUUCUUUCCAUACUUCCUGGUUCAAUUUGAGGGCUUUACUUUUAGUUUUUUUUUUUUUUUUAAUUAACUCUUUCGGGGAUCAGUACAGUCUUUUGCUAAUUAUCCCCCUCAAUCAGAGGCAUUGCUGCAGUGGUGCAUUUAGAGACUUUCCUUUUUUUGUGAGUGCGUGCGUGUGUGUGUGUGUUUGUUUGUUUGAGAAGUCUGCACUAUGUCAUUUUUGGGGGAAAAAAAAAAA
Archocentrus centrarchus (flier cichlid) is the source of this 1725-nucleotide messenger RNA. It is a transcript of the gene ppp1r14bb, whose product is annotated as protein phosphatase 1, regulatory (inhibitor) subunit 14Bb. The transcript is spliced from 4 exons. Gene Ontology annotation, molecular function: protein serine/threonine phosphatase inhibitor activity. Bases 423 to 809 code for a protein of 128 amino acids. NCBI's taxonomy places the organism in Eukaryota, Metazoa, Chordata, Actinopteri, Cichliformes, Cichlidae. Gene Ontology annotation, biological process: regulation of phosphorylation; innate immune response. Gene Ontology annotation, cellular component: cytoplasm. The record is from RefSeq and is a predicted model, not a curated record.